Molecule: messenger RNA, 696 nt
Organism: Dendroctonus ponderosae (mountain pine beetle)
Lineage: Eukaryota; Metazoa; Arthropoda; Insecta; Coleoptera; Curculionidae
Gene: Rab23
Product: ras-related protein Rab-23
Exons: 6
Coding region: 1-696 (231 amino acids)
Molecular function (GO): GTP binding; GTPase activity
Source: RefSeq, a predicted model, not a curated record
AUGUUAGCGGUGGUAAUCGUGGGCAAUGGCGGAGUAGGAAAGUCCAGCAUGAUUCAACGAUACUGUAAGGGUACUUUCACCAAAGACUACAAAAAGACUAUAGGAGUCGAUUUUUUAGAACGGCAAAUCGAAGUUGAUGGUGAAGAUGUUCGACUUAUGUUGUGGGACACAGCAGGACAGGAGGAAUUCGAUGCCAUUACUAAGGCUUACUAUCGAGGUGCACAAGCUUGCGUGCUUGCAUUUUCCACAACGGAUAGAGAUUCAUUUGAAGCAGCACAUUCCUGGAAACUUAAGGUGGAAAAUGAAUGCGGAGAAAUUCCCACAGUGAUUGUCCAGAACAAAAUUGACCUUUUGGAACAAAGUGUAGUCAAUCCAGAGGAAGCUGAACUUCUGGCUCGAGCUCUGGGUUGCAGACUUGUUCGAACUUCAGUUAAGGAAGAUGUAAACGUGUCUGCUGUGUUCCGGCAUCUUGCUCAACGUUGUCUUGCUGAACUUCGCGACCCUCGGGAAGACGACUGCGCCAUUCCUGGAGACUACUUUUCUAUACGCCAGCCCGCGAUGCACCACAACGCCCUCAGUAUAAGUGCUUUUAGCCCUAGUCAUUCAUCCAAAAACCACAAUGGGACGAUAGUUUUGAAACCCCACAAGCAUAAAAAGAAGAAAAACGUCUUAAAAAAUGCAUGUAGAAUACUCUAG